Molecule: messenger RNA, 2171 nt
Organism: Pseudoliparis swirei
Lineage: Eukaryota; Metazoa; Chordata; Actinopteri; Perciformes; Liparidae
Gene: usp22
Product: ubiquitin specific peptidase 22
Exons: 14
Coding region: 342-1910 (522 amino acids)
Biological process (GO): protein deubiquitination
Molecular function (GO): cysteine-type deubiquitinase activity; zinc ion binding
Source: RefSeq, a predicted model, not a curated record
AGUAGAGGAAGAAAGCUAACUAAUCGUGAGAGUGGAAGUGGAGCUAUCGUUUUAGGAAAAAAGGGGGCAACUGUCAAAACAGCAAGCGGAGCAGCAGUUUUUUUUAGUCGGUGAUAAUUCCGUGAGGUGACCACCUGAGCAGACGUGUCGCUAGUUACUCGCAGACCGUGUUUGUCAGAUGCCCGGGGAGCAUUUUGGAUACUACAUCGAUUGUCCCAUUUCCAAACGGAAACCAUUUCUGGACAGACAGUUCGUGCUAGCUAGCAAGCUAGCUAAGUGAACCACCCAGGAGACGUUUCAUUGUCACCUAAAAAAAACCCAAACUGAAUGUUUUGUCUGUCAUGAGUCCGGCCGGGUGCUCCCAUGUGAACGGUUAUAAGGUGGACAAUUGGAAACAAAACCUUCGAGUCAUAUACCAAUGCUUUGUUUGGAGUGGUACUGCUGAGACCAGGAGACGCAAGGUGCUUCAGAGUGAUGCGGGAUGGACAGAGCUGGCCAAGUCGUGUAUCUGUCAUAUGUGUGGAGCCCACCUGAACCGACUCCACUCUUGUCUCUACUGCGUCUUUUUCGGCUGCUUUACGAAGAAACACAUCCACGAGCACGCAAAAAACAAGAGACACAAUCUAGCAAUAGACCUAUUAUACGGUGGAAUAUAUUGUUUUGUGUGUCAAGACUACGUAUACGACAAAGACAUGGAACAGAUUGCCAAAGAAGAACAGAGAAAAGCCUGGAAAUUGCAAGGCAUUGGGGAGAAAUACACAACGUGGGAGCCAACCAAGAGAGAGCUAGAAUUAUUACGACACAAUCCAAAGCGGAGGAAAAUCACGACGAACUGUACCAUAGGUUUACGAGGGUUAAUAAACCUGGGCAACACAUGUUUCAUGAACUGUAUUGUCCAGGCUCUAACACACACGCCGCUGCUGCGAGACUUCUUCCUCUCGGACAGACACAAGUGCGAGAUGCAAUCAAACUCCUGUCUGGUGUGUGAGAUGUCGCAGCUCUUUCAGGAGUUCUACUCGGGCCACCGUUCGCCCCACAUUCCCUUCCGGCUGCUGCACCUGGUGUGGACUCACGCACGUCACCUCGCAGGCUACGAGCAGCAAGACGCCCACGAGUUCCUUAUCGCAGCAUUGGAUGUACUACACAGGCACUGCAAAGGGGACACCAUCCGAGAUGACAAUGGGAAGAAGGCCAACAAUCCAAACCACUGUAACUGCAUCAUUGACCAAAUCUUCACUGGGGGUCUGCAAUCAGAUGUGACCUGUCAAGUCUGUCAUGGGGUUUCCACAACGAUAGAUCCUUUCUGGGACAUCAGUCUGGACCUUCCUGGCUCAUCCACCCCUUUCUGGCCCCUCAGCCCUGGAGGGGAUGGCAGCACAGUCAAUGGAGAGAGCCACCUGUCAGGGUCCACCACUCUCACAGACUGCCUACGCAGGUUUACGCGACCUGAGCAUCUAGGAAGCAGUGCCAAAAUCAAGUGUGGCGGUUGCCAUAGUUACCAGGAGUCCACCAAACAGCUGACCAUGAAGAAGCUCCCCAUCGUUGCGUGUUUCCAUCUCAAACGGUUUGAGCACUCUGCUAAACUGCGGCGAAAGAUCACGACAUAUGUUUCCUUCCCCCUAGAGUUGGACAUGACGCCCUUCAUGGCAUCCAGUAAAGAGAGCAGAAUGAACGGGCAGUACCAACAGACAGUUGAUGUAUUAAACAACGACAAUAAGUAUUCCUUGUUCGCUGUGGUCAACCACCAGGGCACAUUAGAGAGUGGCCACUACACCAGCUUCAUCCGCCAGCACAAAGACCAGUGGUUCAAAUGCGAUGACGCCAUAAUCACCAAGGCCAGCAUUAAGGAUGUACUCGAUAGUGAAGGGUAUCUCUUAUUCUACCAUAAACAGUUCCUUGAGUACGAGUGAGUCGUCUUUGUGGCCACUGACCAUGAAGACCCACUGCUUCUCAUGAGAGAGUCAAGGGCCUGGGGACGGGAUGAUACACAAAACACACAAACCUACCUGAAACUCUUUGACUACCAGUCUGUGCUCCUCCAGCUCUGGAGGAGCACAAUAUAAAGACGUGUGAAAUCCUGCACCCUUACAAAAGAGAAAAAAAAACAAGAAAAAAACAAAAACAAGCACUGAGCUACUUCUUGGCAUCUACUUGACAAAACCGAAUGAAGA